AUGAGCACCGUCCAGAACACACCAUUCAAAGUUAUAGACGAGGCUCCACUUCAGCUUCAGAUGUGGUGGUAUGAUUUAGGAGAAGAUGGUCAGAAAUGGGUCACCAAGCACCUGAGAGCCCUUAUAGAUAUUAUGAAAAUUAAACCACGGGACGAUUUGAUUGAGGCACUAAUGACUUUUUGGGACCCCGUUCACAAUGUCUUUCGCUUCUCCGAUUUUGAGCUAACUCCCACUUUAGAAGAGAUAGCUCGAUAUUCCGGGUUUGGCAGGGAUUUGAGAAACCAGGAGCUCAUAUUCCCAAGGGCUCUUUCUAUGCACCGAUUCUUCGAUCUUCUGAACAUCAGUAAGCAAAUUAGAAAGACCAACGAAGUUGAAGGGUGUUGUUCUUUCUACUUCUUGUACUCUAGGUUCGGGCAGCCAAAUGGGUUUGAAAUGCAUGAAAAUGGCCUUAACAACAAGCAGAACAAAGACACAUGGCAGAUUCAUCGUCGCUUCGCCUUCAUAGUGGCGUUUCUGGGAAUUAUGGUUUUCCCAAACGAGGAGCGGGCAAUUGAUACCUGCAUAGCCAGGGUUGUACAUGUCCUCACUACCAAAGAACAUCACACUCUUGCCCCGAUCAUUCUAUCAGACAUUUAUUGGGCGUUGACUUUGUGCAAGUCCGGGGCAAAAUUCUUCGAAGGGUGCAAUAUUUUGUUACAAAUGUGGUUGAUUGAACAUCUCCGACAUCACCCCAAGUUCAUGAGCUAUGGUCCGAGCAAGGACAAUUUCAUUGAGAGUUACGAAGAAAGAGUAAAAGAUUACAACUCUCCAAAAGGGGUGGAAGCCUGGAUAUCCCACAUAAGAUAUUUAAAUGCAAGUCAAAUUGAGUGGACUUUGGGAUGGCUCCCG
This is a messenger RNA of Nicotiana tabacum (common tobacco), 888 nucleotides long. NCBI's taxonomy places the organism in Eukaryota, Viridiplantae, Streptophyta, Magnoliopsida, Solanales, Solanaceae. The record is from RefSeq and is a predicted model, not a curated record.